Messenger RNA from Rhipicephalus sanguineus (brown dog tick), 8383 nucleotides. It is a transcript of the gene CASK, whose product is annotated as peripheral plasma membrane protein CASK. The record is from RefSeq and is a predicted model, not a curated record. Gene Ontology annotation, molecular function: protein kinase activity; signaling receptor binding; ATP binding. Gene Ontology annotation, biological process: regulation of neurotransmitter secretion; protein phosphorylation. Lineage: Eukaryota; Metazoa; Arthropoda; Arachnida; Ixodida; Ixodidae. The transcript is spliced from 24 exons. Gene Ontology annotation, cellular component: cell-cell junction; plasma membrane. Bases 137 to 2707 code for a protein of 856 amino acids.
CUUCAGCGUGGUGCGCCGCUGUGUCCACAAGACGACUGGCCAGCAGUUCGCGGUCAAAGUCGUCGACGUUGCCAAGUUUACCUCUUGUCCUGGACUCGGCACAGAAGACCUAAAGCGAGAAGCCACAAUCUGCCACAUGCUCAAACAUCCGCACAUUGUUGAACUUUUAGAAACAUACAGCUCGGAGGGAAUGCUCUACAUGGUGUUUGAGUACAUGGAAGGGGCGGACCUGUGCUUUGAAAUUGUGAAAAGAGCCACUGCUGGGUUUGUGUACAGCGAAGCGGUGGCCAGCCACUACAUGCGACAAAUCCUGGAGGCACUACGGUACUGCCACGAGAACGACAUAAUCCACCGAGACAUCAAGCCCCACUGUGUUCUGCUCGCCACCAAAGAGAAUUCGGCGCCUGUGAAACUGGGCGGAUUCGGGGCCGCCAUUCAGCUAGAGUACGACUACAUCUGCUCCGCAGAGAAAGAGAUAUCUAUGUACGGGGAAAACCUAAGCCUUGCAUGCCGGCUAUACUACAAAUGUGACUUGCUAGGUCGCAUCGGCACUCCGCACUUCAUGGCCCCCGAGGUGGUGGAGCGCAAGCCGUACGGCAAGCCCGCCGACGUGUGGAGCUGCGGCGUCCUGCUCUACGUGCUGCUCACGGGCACGUUGCCUUUCCUCGGCACCAAGGAGCGCCUGCAGGAGGCCAUCUGCCAAGGAAAGCUGAACCUGAGCGGUCGUCAGUGGGACCAAAUCAGCGAGUACGGCAAGGACGUCAUGCAGCGAAUGCUGUGCAUCGACCCCCGGGAACGGUACACCGUCCAGGAACUGCUCAACCACCCUUGGCUCAGGGAUCGGGAUCACUGUGCACCAAGGGUACACCUCCAGGAAACGGUGGACGAACUACGAAAAUUCAACGCCAGGAGAAAGCUCAAGGGUGCUGUGCUAGCAGCUGUGUCAUCCCCAAAAUGGACUAGUUUCUACAGUGACCCAGCGUUAGACGCAAGUUUAGACCAAGGCAUUGAGGAAGAAGUGACUGCCAUAGGAGCGGUGUCCACGGUACUGGAUAGCCUCGACGACAUCCACUGCUUGACAGACUGCUCCGAAAGGGACCGAGACUUCCUUCUCAGCGUCCUCGAGGACUCCCAGCUACACGCUCUACUAGACUUGUACGACCGCAUCAACACGAGCUCGUGCAGCCCCAUCAAGUGCCCCCCGUCGGACGCCUGCGGCCGGGCGAGAGACGUUCUGGAGUGGAUCCAGGACUGCCCGAUGGGGACCACGCCGGACAUGGAAGAGCUCCAGGCCAUACUGUGCAAGCCGCACGUGCGGGCACUGCUUCAGGCACACGAUGUGGUUGCGCACGAGGUGUACAGUGAGGAGGCAAUUCGGGUGACACCACCACCGCUGACACCCUUUCUCAACGGCAACCAGGAGGCAGGUGGCAGUGAGGCCGGCGACAUGGAACAGGUCACCCGCGUGCGCCUCGUCCAGUUCCAGAAGAACACUGAUGAGCCAAUGGGCAUCACCCUGAAGCUGGACGAGGACGGACGGUGUAUUGUGGCUCGCAUCAUGCAUGGUGGCAUGAUUCACAGGCAAGCCACUCUACAUGUCGGGGACGAAAUACGUGAAAUCAACGGCAUCAGCGUUGCCAACCAAACUGUGGAGAGUUUGCAGAGAAUGCUCAGGGAUGCACGGGGCAGCGUCACUUUCAAGAUUGUGCCCAGCUACCGCAGUGCCCCGCCACCGUGUGAGUAUUUCAGGAUUAACCCCCCGCCUGUUCUAAUAUACGUUCGUGCCCUGUUCGACUACAACCCUUUGGAUGAUGACCUCAUUCCGUGUGCACAAGCCGGCAUUGCAUUCCAGACAGGAGACAUUCUACAGGUGAUCAGCAAGGACGACCACAACUGGUGGCAGGCCAAGAAAGAGACGGCCGACGGUACGGCCGGGCUCAUUCCGUCGCCCGAACUCCAGGAGUGGCGGAUGGCUUGCAUCGCCAUGGAACACGCCAAGAACGACCAAGGGGUGAACUGCUCCAUCUUCGGCCGCAAGAAGAAGCACCUGAAGGACAAGUACCUGGCCAAGCACAACGCAGCGUUCGAUCAGCUGGAUGUUGUCACCUAUGAGGAAGUUGUCCGGCUCCCAUCCUUCCAUCGGAAAACACUCGUCCUACUGGGAGCCCAUGGUGUAGGCCGGAGACACAUCAAAAACACCCUCAUCGCAAGCUACCCAAACAAAUAUGCAUAUCCCAUUCCACACACGACGCGUCCUCCGCGCAAGGGUGAAGAGAACGGGCGCAGCUACUUCUUUGUGUCGCAUGAGGAGAUGGUGUCGGACAUUGAGUCGCACGAGUACCUGGAGUACGGCACCCACGAGGAUGCCAUGUACGGCACCAAGCUGGACACCAUCCGCAAGAUCCAUGCCCAGGGGAAAGUUGCCAUCCUCGACGUCGAGCCACAGGCUUUGAAGAUCCUUCGCUCUGGGGAAUACGCACCAUAUGUUGUCUUCAUAGCAGCGCCUUCUUUAACAUCUAUGCAUGACGUUGACGGGAGCCUCGAGCGGCUAGCCAAGGAGAGCGACCUCUUGCGCCAGGCGUACGGCCACUUCUUUGACCUGACGGUGGUGAACAACGAUAUCGAGGAGACCAUCCACACACUGGAGACCACGCUGGAGGCCCUGGACAACAGCCCUCAGUGGGUGCCGGUCUCGUGGGUGUACUGACGAGCCGACAUGGGGGGUGCCGACACCCCUCGUUGACUAUUGCGCUUCCGGUGACUGCCGCAGCCGUGGCCACUCGGGGAUGGCCAAUCCAAUCAGCCAGCCAUUUGUCAAUGUGCCACACACACACUGUCCUGCGUCGUGAAGACAACAGCAACAGUGGUGCCGUCUGUGCCAUCGUGCUCCUGAAAGAGCAGAACGCUGCAACCGAGUCGCAGAAAUGCGAUGCUUCUUGACACAUUUUUGUGCCUGCCUUUAGAAAUGCCGGCUUGAAAAUUCUAUUCUUUUCCGGAGAAAACUUAGAAGGUCUAACAGUACCGUCUUAUAGCGGCAUCACCUUAAAGCGAUGCUACCGAGAAAAGGGCCAAAGGGCCGCUGUGGUUGAUCAGUGGUUACGGUGCUCGGCUGCUGACCCAAAAGACUCAACUCUGGCCGCGGCAAUCGCAUUUUGGUGGAGGUUACGUGCUAGAGGUCUGUGUGCCAUGUAACUGCACGUUAAAGUACUCCAGGUAGUCAAAAUUAUCCAACGCCCUCCACUACGGUGUCUCCAUAGCCUGAGUCGCUUCAAGACAUUAUACCUUAUAAAGCAUAAAUCAAUGUAAUGAAAAAAACUAUUUCUCUUUUAUUAGCAAAUAGUCCUUCUAUGAUACCAAGAGGCACUAUUCUUGCUGUUAGAUGGUGCUUGGCAAACCAAAAAAUGCACAAAAAUAAAAUACAGAUGGCAAUGGUACUUGAAAGAUUACACAUAAGCUCACCGCAAUGUUGUAAAUUUUAAUGGUGUCUGUUAUGGCCUGCAUAAUUCUUGAUCAGUAAAAAUUAUUUGCAAUGUAUCCUAAGGGAGUAAGAGACUUAAAAAGGCAAAUUUAGGAAAACUUUAUCCAGUCAUUUUGCUGAUAGCUUGAAAAGGAAAAUGGAAUUUGUGACAUCACACCGACAACUGGGUGCUACUGCUUCAGCCUGAAAUUUGAGAAUAGAACUUUCAGCUUCGUUUUGUCUUUCAAUAAUGAGCCCAUGAUCGUGAAAUUAAUGACAAUAGAUUUCUUGAAGAAUAAUUUGUCAGUCUUACGUCCCCUUGGUACAUAAGCUUUCUAUUGAGUUAACUAUAUAAAUUAUCAGUGUUUUGCCAAAUUUGAUUUAUUGCUGUCACAAAAAUCUUUAUGUAGGCAGGUUCAUUCUAAACCACUCUUGGGUAUUGCAGACUUUGGGGGCGUUGCUCAUGCUUCUUUGUUCGCCUUAAAUGUUUGUUUUAGCAUUACCAUACCACGAUUGUUAAGUGGUACACUUGUUAUCAGAUGAGUUGUGCAAAUUGUGUAUAUCCUAGUAAUAGCCAAGCUCCCUUUAACGGUGCAGUUUAAGUUAUCUGAUAACAAUAAAUGCGAGUUUGUUGCUUUGAGCCAGGUCACGACAACUACAUUUGGCAGAAGCACUCGUUAAAAAAUCUGAGAUAGUCGGUCUUAUACUGGAGUCCUGCCCAACAGUGUCACUCAAAUCACUCAAAUCACGCGCUUUUAAACAUGAGGUGAGCUAGAACUGAAAAAGCGUAAAUCAGGCGCAAAUCACAUACUUCAGAAACAUACGGCCAUUAGUAUGUUAUGUAGAGUGGUAGUCCACAUAACUGCUACAUAACAAGUAGUCUGUUCAUUUUCUUGGCAGGAGGAGGUCAGUGUUGCCAAUUUCAUGUAAUUUUUUGGGGUACCUGGGCCACUCUCACUGGGAACAGAGUUAUUAACUUGAGAAGCAAGCCAAUCAUGUUUGUUCAUUCAGUCUGACUUAGUCCAGCAAAGUUGAGACACAUCUAAUUCGCAUAAAGAGGACAUUGGAUGAGGCCAGGAAACAGACACGGCGCGGUGUCCCAUCUGUUUCUUGGCCUCAAUCGAAACUUUUUUUUGCUUUAAUUAGACACGUUUCAAGUCUGCAAAUUGAACCAACUAGCCCCACUUUGCUCUCGAAUAGUUUAUCAAGUUUUCAUUUAAAAAAAAUAGUGGCACCGCAACACCUGAGCAUUAACUUGCUUGCCUUCUUCUUGGAGGCGUCGCGGUAAUAAACAGCUCUUUGGAGAUUUUGCUGAAUGCAUAAAUACACGUUCAGGAUAGUUGGUGCUCAACAGCUUACACUUAUUGACCUCACUUCUCACGUAUCAUGUUGCAUUUCCUGUCCAACAUUUUUGGCGUACAUAAUUCAUUGCUUUCGGUGAACCAAAGAUAGCAAGCACGGAGUGUAACAAAUGUCACCGGUUGCUUGAGGGAAUUCGUGAGCUUCCCUGGACUGCAUUGCUAUGCCACUUCAAAACAUUCCACAAAGCACAUUGCUUUACGGCCUUCGAUCAUUAAUUCGCUUUGCCACGUAUGGUGAUGCACCGUCCGAUCGAAGAGCUCUUGAACAAACUCUCAGAGCAGUGAACAGUGGCAGCAUCCCCUCCCCCGUCCCUGAAAUCGAUGACAUGCCCGCAAGCUGACACUUUGCUUGAGCAAACUUCUGCCUAAACAAACAACUGCGCGAAAACGCCUAAGGUUUGUUUAGGUGAGGAUUUUCACCUCGCAAGAAAGCUACUAAAGGUUGAAGGAGCAUUCAUGGAUGCAUGCUUUGAAAAUUCAGUCAGAAUAUUGUGAACCCUGGUCCCUUAAUCAGAAAAGCAUGGCAAUACAAGUAAAUCAAACACUUCGUUCGUGUUGCAGAAAGCUAGUGAGUGAGGUUCUCUUUCUUACUUUUUUGUUGGGGAGGGAGAGAAGUAGUACGUACUUGCUGUUUGGAUAGUUGGUGCGUGUUCAAUAUUAAUAGAUUUCAUGUUGUAUAAUAAUGGGUUUAACACCGAAAGUACAACCACGGAUAAGGGCGGACGUAUAAGUAGGCAAGACGGGUGCUCAACUGUUCAAUUCUUUCAACUCUUCAUUUUUUGCCAACAGUGAGCAUAUAUGACAUAUUUUUCAUAAACACGCGUGCAGCGUGCAUGUUUUUUUGCCUUGCUCGAUGCUGCAAAUACUAAGUGUUUGUUGGCAAUGGCAGUGAAAAGCAAGGCUAUGAACGCAUUAUGAAAAAUAUUUUUUAUUUGCUUACUGUCUGUGAAAAAUGAACAGCUGAAAAGGAACCUCAGUCCUGUCUAGAUUUACAUCCUCCCCUUUCUGUGGUUGUGAUUUUAGUGCUGGGAGGGUUGGGGGAGGGAAGGAGAUCUUUCUUUUUUUUUUUUUUCUUAUCCUCUCAAGCACCUCACAUGCUGUCUUUGCAUAUACUAGCAUUCUCAAUUGCUGAAAGCUCCUCUCCUCAAGCGGUGUCGUUAGUGUGUCAAGGCAUCGCAUUUCUGCCGCCUCACUGUGCACAAAAAUACCGGUUCUGUCGGCCGCACACUGCAAUAUGAGGACUCGACCGGGUGCAACGACAUCGAUUCUCCACAACCACCAGAGUGCCUCCGUAUGUUUCUAAGUGACUUUGCGGACUUCUUUAUUCAAAACGGGGUUGGAGGGCGAGAGUGACCGCCUGCUCGCCGACCCCGCAACGCCUUGCUUGCUCAGGCCAGAGGGGCAUCCCAGCGGCGAACUGGCCAACGUUUUUGUGGUGGAAACCAAGGAAAUGCGGGGCAGCGCUAUGUCGUACGAACUGUGCGCACCGCUCCGUGGCCAUCGCCCGUGUAGUCUUGUCAUUAUUUUUGUUGCUUGAGAGUAGCAGCGUGAAUGGAGCAACCUCUUUUUUGUUUUCUCUUUUAAUGGAGGAUGUUUGUUGCUGGCGUUGUCACUGUAAUUAGAAAUGGACGAGCCAGUUUCUUGUUCCAGAGAGUUAGUAGCUCUCACUCAGGAAUCAUGUCAUCCUUUCCGCGCACCAUUUAUAUACACUGCGCGAACUGUUGGAAAACAUGUUUCUUGUGUUAACGACUGCAGCUGCAACGGCCUGCUUCACCCGAAAUUAUAGGAGCGUCAAGCUUACCUCAAUCCUCGUGCAAUAUUUUAUAAAAGAUUUUUGAGAAGAGGGAUUGUUCAGGCACUCGAUGAUGUUUCAAGUGUUGGGCUGGAAGAGCCUUAGUUGGAUGUAUUACUUCACCACUGGAUGCUAAAUUCUGUCAGCUCGUGAAGACCCGCAACAGUGUUAAAGGCUUUUAGAAUGCUAAAUGCACUGUAGUAGCUGUUCUUUAUCACUUGGUAGUUGGCACUCAUGUUUAAGCAUUUCAGCGCUGCCUUAGUGCCGUAAAAUUUUACGCUAUGUGCGACUAACUAGCUCAAUUCAAGUUAUUACUUUGAGUAUGUGUUGAAAAAUCUGCGGAUGAUCUAAGUUCAUCUUUUGCCCUUCUGCUAACAGCAUCACUUGUAGCUCAUGUGUUGCUUUCAUUGAAGUUCCAUUAGUCAGCUGAACAACCAUUACAAUUUUACCUGCUGUGGAAUUGUUUCAGUUGCCGUAAGUGCAAAACUUGCGUUCGGGCUUUUGGGAGUGGGCAACCUACGGGUUGUCAGCUGUCGGAUAGCCUGUUUUAUGUUCCAUAUUUAAUACAGAUGCGCAUAUUUCAUUACUUACCUUUGUUUACACGGGAGCACUGCCACGCCUUUCUUUUUUUUUUUCAUUUUGAGUGAAGCAGGCUGACGCAGACAAAAGGAGAGGCGAUCACAUGCCGUGCUGGUGUGCGAAAUCUUAAUAUUGUCUGUAGCAUUAGCAUCUUUUUUAUACAGAACUGUAUAUUUCUGGUGUGGUGGCAAAAACUUUGCUGUAGACCUGUCGAAGGCCAGCACGUGGGCCCAGCGCUGCACCGGCGAGUGAAGUGCCGCGUUUCUGUUCCAUACUCACGUAGGUAUUGACACAGUACACAUACUACGCUGUUAUUUGUUGCAAGGCUGUUGCGUAGGUGUAACGACAAAAGAAAAAGACAAGGCAGUCAAUGUGGUUCACCUUCUGCUGCUUUCGAGGAAUCGAAAACGUCACUGCUACAUAUCAAAGCAUAGCCAACGCGCGAUGAUCUCUUUAUGACUUCACUGUUGCAGCUGUUGUUUAUUGCAUUACGCUGGCGUGAUGGAUCUUAAUGUUUAGACCUCAGAAUCGGCUGCCUCGUUGGAGUGCGCAGUGCAUGUUAUUGGUUUUCGAGGCACUGCGAAAUAUCAAGGUGUUGCAUAAUAGCAGUUCCCUCUACUCGUUCCUUUUUUAUUGUCAUCGUUGCAAGUUUAUGAGGCCUUUGAGAGCCUCAUUUUAUUGUCAUAACUGAGCAGCAUUUUACUGAAUGUUACAGCAGCAUUUUGUCACACUUUCAUUUGCCUUCUGUAGCUUGCGACUUGCUGAUGCCAUGAUGUGCAGCUAGUGGGUGCUUAUCGUCUGUGUUUAUCUCGCUUCAUUAACAUUUUUUUUUAUCUGUACAUCACACGUGACGUACACAUUCAUGCCAUCAUCAGCAUGCUUGCGGCGACAUGUCAUCUUUCAUGUUGAAGAGUUCUCUCCAAUGACUUGUCAACCAUGGUCUCCUAUGUUUUUAUUCUUCUCAAUCAUUGCAUUCCUAUUCUUUCUUGUUUCUUUGUGUGGUGGUUCCUGUGUGUCCUCACUACAGCCGAGCGAUUUCUCAACUAACUUUCCUAUGAUUCCAUUACACACUUUUUUACGAAUGAUUGAUGAGUCAAAAGAGUUAACUUAUUUUUUUAAAAGCUUGUCUUAAUGCAGCCUGCACAACCAAUGCACAGAAAACAUUCGGCAAUCUUGCCUUGCUUUGCUAGCUUU